AUGUACAGAAUACUUCCUUCAAGAGUCGGAUCUAAGAAAUUAGUGGGACUCGUUCAGAGAAACGCAAAGAUCAGACUAAUUUCAAGCACAAAUGGUCAAAAAAACACCACAGUAUACCCAAUCCCACAUAUAAAGUCAGAGAAUGUUAAGCCUGAUAUGGAUUCUGAAUCUAGUUACCUUGAUACAUUGACAAAGAAAGAACUUUUUGGCUACUUUGUUAUUGGGUUGGCCACACUUAACAAGCCCAUUUUAUCAUUAGUUAUCAAACUUUUCCCGUAUACUCCAUUAUGGAUGAUCAAGGCAUUGGUUUAUCAAAACUAUUGUGGAGGAGAUGAUGUUAAACAGGUUGUCAAAACCGGUGAAAGGUUAGCAGAAAGAGGUAUCAAAAAUAUGAUGGUUUCUUACACAGUUGAAGCAUGUGAUGGUAAACAAAUGUCUGUUAGUAUUCCACAAAUCAUUGAAGAGACUAAGUCCAGUGUUACCAAUAUAUUGACUCCUCAUAUCAGAUCUAUGUUGAAAGAUGCCACUUCCAAGGUGGAAAAUCCAGUGGAACUAUCAAAUGCAAUUAAUGAAAUUCCACCAGGUUAUGUUGCCUUAAAACCAACAGGCCUAAUCGAAAAUGCCGCCGAAGUUUUGCUAAACUAUGAAAACCCCGAGUAUUAUGACAGAUACAAUGAAUUGGUUUCUAAUUGUGAAAGUGUCUGUGAAAUAGCUGCCAAGAAGAACUCUGAAUUAAAGGCGGAAUACCCACAAAGGGAAGCCCCAUUUGUUUCUGUUGUGGUUGAUGCGGAACGUAAUGAUUUACAGCAAGGUGUCUACAAGUUACAACGUGAUUUAAUGGCUAAAUUUAACAGAUCCGCAAUAAAAGGCGCUAAGCCACAAGUUGGAGAUGCAUGCGUGGUUGGUACCGUUCAAAUGUAUUUGAAAGAAUCUUUUGGGAUAUUAGAGCUUGAGGACAAACUAGCAAGGGAAGGAAAUUAUAUAUUGGGUUGGAAAUUAGUUCGUGGAGCGUACAUUCACUCUGAGCCUGAUCGUGGCGUAAUCCAUAAUACUAAGGAAGACACAGAUAAGAACUAUGAUGCUGGUAUCUUGAAGUCAAUCCACAAUAUGAACAGUGGCAACCCAACUGUAGGACAUUUGGUUGUUGCUUCUCACAACGGUAAUACACAAUUAAAAGCUACUCAACUGUUGGAAGGAUUAGGCAUGAAUUCAACUGCAGACCAUGUGCGUUAUAAUGUUGUACUAGGUCAACUAUUAGGUAUGGCUGACAACAUAACCUACGAUUUAAUCACAAACCAUAAUGUGAAAAAUAUCAUCAAGUAUGUUCCUUGGGGACCACCAUUAGAGACCAAAGAUUAUCUUUUGAGAAGACUUGAAGAAAAUGGCGACGCUGUUCGUGCGGACUCUGGUUGGCCUCUAGUCAAGGGUAUUAUGUCUACCUUCUUCAAGAGGCUCUGUUGA
Molecule: messenger RNA, 1461 nt
Organism: Pichia kudriavzevii
Lineage: Eukaryota; Fungi; Ascomycota; Pichiomycetes; Pichiales; Pichiaceae
Exons: 1
Coding region: 1-1461 (486 amino acids)
Cellular component (GO): mitochondrion
Molecular function (GO): FAD binding; proline dehydrogenase activity
Source: RefSeq, a predicted model, not a curated record